AGCCAGCAAAAGGGGAGGAGGGCUCCUACACCUUCCUUUUUCCCACGACACAUCAGCACUUGGCACAGGGGAGGCUCCAUACCACGCUCACAAAUCCACAAACCAAGCCUUUAAUCCCAAAUUACUGCAGACAGAAAAGUGGAGGUUCAUCUAAUGCUUUCAGCACCCCCAUGUGCCUGCUUGGAUCAUGGAGCUGCACUGUCUUCCUACUGAAACCCCCACCACAGCCAGCUCCUGCUCCACGGAUCCCCUGUACGACAACUGCCCACCCUUCAUCCAGCGAGAAAAGGCCAAAGAGAAGGAAAUGGAGAGCAGAGUUGUGUGUCCUCUUGUAACCAGACUCCCAAAGCCCGGCAGCCCUCUGCCUGGUCUGGUCCCAGCUUUGGCUGAGGUUCAGACAGUGGUUGGUGGAGGAAGAGAGGCUGGCCCAUGGCCAGAUCGCAGCUACUACAGCUGUAGAGGAGGCCUGGGAAGACAGCCCUGGGAAGCAGAGCUUAGUCCAGACACAAACAAAGCAAGAGGAGUGCAGGGAUAUAGCUGGGUAAUAGAGGACAGAGCUCGUCUAAGCCAAAGUCCCAGCCCAUCACAGAGUGAGGAGCAUUGUAGUGCCUUGUCUCUGUAUGACAAUCUUUCUAUUGCUGGAAGAACGGAAAGCCUCCAGGAGGUCUUUGACAUGGAAACAAGCUUCCAGGAACACUUACAGGGGGACAUGUACCAAACACUGGUCCCUGAACAGAUUCGGGGACUGGUGCAAGGUGAUGCUGCAAGUCAAGACAAGAGCCACUGGUCUUCUUGUGAGAUGGUCCUUGCUAAAAGUUGUUCUAGUAAGCAGGGCCAGAAUCAAGACAAAGACAAGGAGCAAGAAAGCGACCCAGAGCUGGACUCAGGAUCCUGUGGAUUUGUGCAGGGGGACCUUGUAAAGCAACCCAAGUUCCUGAUGCCACUUCCUCAACAUCUUACUCCAAGUCCCCUUCAGUUAUGCCAAACUAAGAGCCAGGUCCUGCUGUCUCCUGCUGAAACUCAGCACCCAAAGCAGCCAUCAGGGUCUCCAAGGGUACCGCCUCCAGUACCCCUCGCCGAUCCCUCAGCCAGUGCUCUCCGAAGCCUCCUCACCAGCCUCCAGCAGCAGAUAAUCCGGCAAAGGGAGGAGUACGAAGCAAGGAUAAUCAGCCUGGAGCAAAGAAACGAAGAGCUGCAGGUCGAGGUUGUUCGUUUGAAAACAAACCUCUCACAGCAGCGACACUGGUACCAAGUUGUCCAGGCUAAGAUUGUGGAGUCCGAGAGGGCCCGUGCUUCGGCAGAACUCCACAACGCAACGCUGCAAAAGGAGAUGGAGCAGUUCUUUGACACCUUUGGAGAGCUCAACAAUGAGGCGAAGAAGACCGAAUACAUUGUUAAGAGCUUUUGAGGAAGAUUACAUGAAUGGUGUUUGAUGAUUUGAACUGUGUGUGUAACAAUUGUGAAAAGAAUACAAAAGAUGGGCUCAUCUUAAACCCUAACUAUGGUCGUAUGUUAUAAUGUAAAGU
Messenger RNA from Melanotaenia boesemani (Boeseman's rainbowfish), 1526 nucleotides. RefSeq lists its product as uncharacterized. The record is from RefSeq and is a predicted model, not a curated record. Lineage: Eukaryota; Metazoa; Chordata; Actinopteri; Atheriniformes; Melanotaeniidae. The transcript is spliced from 2 exons. Bases 188 to 1408 code for a protein of 406 amino acids.